AUGGCCCGUGUCCUGCCCAGUUCUGCCCGUGCUGCCCGUUAUGCCCGUGCUGCCCCGCUCUGCCCAUGUUGCCCCGUUCUACCCAUGUUGCCCCGUUCUGCGCGUGUUGCCCCGUUCAGCCCGUUUCCUGCCCAAUUCUACCUGUGUCGUGCCCGUUCCAUGCCGUGUUGCCCCGUUCAGCCCGUGUCCUACCCCGUUCUGCCUGUGCUGCCCGUUCUGCCCGUGCUGCCCCGUUGUGCCCGUGUUGCCCCGUUGUGCCCAUGUUCCCCUGUUCUGCCCGUGUUGCCCCGUUCAGCCAGUGUCCUGCUCAGUUCUGCCUAUAUCGUGCCCGUUCUCGUGCCGUGUUGCCCCGUUCAGCAUGUGUCCUACCCCAUUCUGCCCGUGCGGCCCAGUUGUGCCCGUGUGUUCUGCCCGUGCCCCACCCGUGCUGACCGUACCCGUUUGUGCCCCACCUGUGCUGUUAUUUCUCGCUCAUGCCCCACCCGGUCUGUGCUGCCCAAUCUCGUGCUGCCCAUCAACCCCGUGCGACCCAUCCCAUACAGCACCUAG
Molecule: messenger RNA, 549 nt
Organism: Closterium sp. NIES-65
Lineage: Eukaryota; Viridiplantae; Streptophyta; Zygnematophyceae; Desmidiales; Closteriaceae
Source: the annotation of a GenBank genome assembly